Molecule: messenger RNA, 1272 nt
Organism: Knipowitschia caucasica
Lineage: Eukaryota; Metazoa; Chordata; Actinopteri; Gobiiformes; Gobiidae
Source: the annotation of a GenBank genome assembly
AUGGACUCUCACAUGAAACGCCAAGUCUCCAUGUCCUACUCUGGCCCAGCUAGAAACUACGCCUACAGUGUGAGUGGAGGCGCUGGGGGCCACGGCACCAGGAUCUCCACUGCCACUAACUAUGGCAGUCGGUUUGGAAGCGGCAUGACAGGAAGCAGCUUCGAUUACCAAGCCUCCGGGUCCAACACCGGGAGCCUGGCCAUUGGGAAUGAGAAGAUCGCGAUGCAGAGCCUGAACGACAGGCUGGCCAGCUACCUGCAACAAGUGAAGAUCCUGGAGAAGGCCAACAGCACACUGGAGAUCAAGAUCCGGGAGGUGAUCGAGAAGAAGGGCCCGAUCGAAGGGAGCGACUACUCCAGAUUCGAUGCAGAAAUCACAAAGCUCAGGGCCAAGAUUAUGAACCAGAUCAAAGACAACGCUCACCUGGCCAUCAAUCUGGACAACGCUCGUCUGGCCUCAGAUGAUUUCCGAGUCAAGAUGGAGUACGAGCUGGCCAUGCGUCAGACGGUGGAGGCUGACGUGGCCCGACUCAGGAAGCUCCUGGACGACACCAACGUGAUCCGCCUGCACCUGGAGGGCGACAUUGAGUCUCUGAAGGAGGAGCUCAUCACCCUCAAGAAGAACCACGAGGCCGAUGUAGCAGAGCUGAGGGCACACAUCAUGCACGGCAGCGUGAACGUGGAUGUGGACGCGCCUAAAGGACAGGACUUGGCCCGUGUCAUGGAGGAAAUGAGGGCCAAGUACGAGAGGAUCGCUCUGAAGAACCAGGAAGAGCUGAAGGCAUGGCACGAAUCUCAGAUCACAGAAGUGCAGGUUCAGGUGUCGCAGAACACCACGGCCCUGAAAGAAUCCACCGUGCUACUGAGUGAAACCAGGAGGAGAUACCAGGGACUGGACAUUGAACUGCAGUCCGCUCUCAGCCUGAAAGCGUCCCUGGAGGCCACUUUGAGGGACGUGGAGGCCCGCAACAACAUGGAAAUGGAGAAAUACAACAGCAUCAUCAUCAGACUACAGGAUGAGCUCAGCAAGAUCCGCAUCGACAUCCAGCACAACUCCAGAGAUUACGAGCAGCUCCUCAACAUCAAGGUCAAGCUGGAGGCCGAGAUCGCAGAGUACAGGCGACUUCUGGACGGCGGGGACUUGAAACUUGAGGAUGCCAUGGACUCAAGGCUGAUGCAAACCAAAGUAGUAACUCUCACUCAGACACUGGUGGACGGGAAAGUGGUGUCGGAGAGCAAAGACGUCAAAUCCAGCGAAAAAGUAGUCAGCUAA